Photinus pyralis (common eastern firefly) is the source of this 1525-nucleotide messenger RNA. RefSeq names its product myosin-2 heavy chain-like. The record is from RefSeq and is a predicted model, not a curated record. The transcript is spliced from 6 exons. Bases 83 to 1411 code for a protein of 442 amino acids. NCBI's taxonomy places the organism in Eukaryota, Metazoa, Arthropoda, Insecta, Coleoptera, Lampyridae.
UUAUGUUUUAACCGUCACAUCGCAUUUUGCAUGUCGCACAUGUCUGGCUUCGAGUUAGUAAUUUGUAGUUUGUAAUUACAAAAUGAGUGAGGAAAAUUUGGAAAACCGUGAGCGUUGCUUGCAAAAUGAGUUAACGAACGUCAAUCGUACAUUAGAAGACCUCAAGAAUACUUUUCACCUUAAGCAACAGCAGCACUCCGAGUACCAAGAAAAAAUAGAAAACCUCUCCAAGCAAGAACUAUUCAACUUACAAUGUGAACUGGAACAAUUAACAAAGGAGCGACAAGACGAAGAGAUUCGCCUCAUUAAAAUGCAAAAGGAUCGCUCACAAAUAACUGCUCAAUUGCAAACUGACAUUAAAAAGCUUACCGAAAUAUUACAAAACAAAACUAAAGGAGACGGCGAAGAGGUUGAUCUUAACUGUACGGUAUUGGGACAGAAAGAGAUGUGGAAUGAGGAAGUGAUGAGUAAAGAGUCCAGUCGAGAUGAUUUGUACCAUUUGCUUGACGAGUUGAACAGCUCGAUUAUGGUCAAAACCAAAGGUUUAGAAGAACUACGGGCAUGUGUGCAGGUUGCAAACAGCGAGCGAUUGGAGAUGAUCGACAUGCUUAACAGCACACUGCAUAAAAUGACAAUAGUAGAAAGCUCUGUUGAAAGUGUUCAUCCAAAAGGGGUCUUAUCUACUUGCGACUCCAACUCUUUAUUUAGCGAAGUCAACAAUAAGCGUGUCGAGAUGAAGAAGUCACUCGCCGAUUUGAAGAUAAAGUGUACGGAUUUGGCAAAAAUGAUUGAUUCCACCGAGAGUGAGAGAAUGCUCCUUGGGCAGAUACGAAGAGAAAUACAGGAUGUUCUGGAUAAUCAUCCCAAGGAUGCUUUGGACGAAUACAAUGCUUUGGUUGACAAGUACAGAACUACACGUGAGUCGGUGGAAAAAGCAAAUCUCGAGUACCAAAAGCUUCUUUCUGAAAAGGAAAAACUGUCAAACAGCGCUAACAGUCCAGAUGAUAUAUUCAGUUUCCACGACGAGUUUAUAAAACGCAAAGAGGACACUCGAAAGAGACUAAUUCACCUCUUCAGAUCCAUACUUUACGGAAAUGUUACGAUUUCUCAGCAGAAAAUUGAGAGUAAGAGGAAACACCUCAAGUACAAUGGUGAACACAAUUACAUACUCCAGGAGCUUGAAGAAAUAAGUUCCCUCAUCAAAGCCAUGGAGCAGCUCGCUCGCGAGAAUAAAGAGAAUGACCCCCCACAAGAGACUGCCAAGAAGGGAAAUGAUCCGGUUGCGCCAGUCGAGAAAAAGGUAACGUUUGAUGAAACUGUCCUCAGUCCACCACCUAGACGAAGAGGGCGACUUAUACAAUCUAAACCGGUUCACAUUCCCAGUGACCCACUCCAGAAUACAAAAAAAUAAAAUUAUGCGUUUUUGUUCAGUACUGUCGUUCUUUGUUCAAAUUUCCAUAGUAUUAGACUCGUCUUUGUAUAGUUUCUUGUUAACCUUUGUGUAAAUAAAAUAUUUGUUCAUUUA